This is a messenger RNA of Megalobrama amblycephala (Wuchang bream), 2929 nucleotides long. Its product is annotated as caspase recruitment domain-containing protein 11-like. Gene Ontology annotation, molecular function: protein binding. The transcript has 10 exons. The record is from RefSeq and is a predicted model, not a curated record. NCBI's taxonomy places the organism in Eukaryota, Metazoa, Chordata, Actinopteri, Cypriniformes, Xenocyprididae. Bases 329 to 1762 code for a protein of 477 amino acids.
UGGAUUAUUUUAAAUUGCAUAAAUAAUUAUUAGUAGUAAAAAUAAGUGUUCAAUGGCCGUUUUGGACAUUUUUGGUGUUCUGGCUACUGAAAUUUUGGUAUUUUGACAAAGCUAACCCCUAUUGUGUAUUAAUUUGUAAAAUAAUUGAGGAAAAGUUGCAUGAUGAUGCUUUGACAAUUAUUUUGAAACCAAAUCUUUACCUUUUGAAUCAAUUUGAAUCUUGAGGCUAGUGAUGAUUCACUUCUCUACUGUCUAUGUGUCUCUUUCAUCUCAUGUUUGUCUUUUUCAUGAUUAUGUGGACGUGAAGUUUGUAAUUUAGACGUUAGUAAUGUGUGUGUGUGUGUGUGUUGUAGAAGAUUCAGACUCGUGUCUGUUGAGUUCGUGGAGUUCCCUGCCAUCUCAACUCUUUCCUCCUGACAUCAUCAAUGUGAUGCCGACCCUCCCGAUCAAACCUUCAUCAUCGUCAUCCUCAUCCUCACCACGUUUGGCUCCGGCGCUCUCCUCUUUGCCCAAAAGCAUCAGUCUGGCCGAUGACAUCACUAUUGUCGGGGGCAACCGGACAGGCGUGUUCGUCCAGACGGUGAGGGCGGAGUCUCCUGCGAAGCGAUGCGGUCUGAAGGAGGGCAGUGAACUGCUGGAGUUGGAUCAGGUGUCGUUGGCCGAGGGUCGUGUUCGUCUCAGUCAGUGUACGGCUGAAGUGGCUCAUUUCUCGCUGCGGUGGUGGACCGAACCGAACGCACUCAAACACACAGUCAACCAGGAGGGUUACUCUCGUUUAAUUGCUGAACUCUCGUCUCCAUCCUUCACCGGCGCUGACUCGUUUUAUGUGCGCGUGAACCUUGACCUCAGUUCCCAUGGCGACCCGCCGUGUCUCAGUGCCCGCUGUGACGAUGUGCUGCACGUCACCGACACGCGUUAUAAUGGCAAAUAUCAGUGGCGCUGCGUUCGCGUGGACAAACACACGGGGGCGCCGCUGCAGGCUGGAGCCGUGCCCAACUACAACAGGGCUCAGCAGCUGCUGUUGGUGAGACUUCGUACGAUGGCGCUUGAACAGAAUCAAUGCAGGAAGAAGUUCUGUAAGAAAAGCCCCGAGCGCAUUCGGCUGAUUAAAGCGGUCGCUUCAAACUAUCGUGCGAUUGGCUCAUCCAAUCAGGUGCUCUACACACUCAGCAACCGUCAUGAGGAGCAGCUGAUCCCAUUCAGUCUGGUUCAGAUGGUUCGUGUCUCCAGCAAACGGCCGGUGAUUUUCUCUCCGUCUCUGCUGUCACGCGGGAUCAUCGAGCGGCUGCUGCAGCCGGCAGAAUCCGGUCUGGACUUCAACACCUGCCAUCCAGAGCUGCUGGAGGGUUGUGUGCAUCAGGAUAAAAGUGUGUUCCUCUUAGACUCUUCAGAUCAACCACUGGGAAUCAAACUACAGGGUAUUCAAGAGGUCAUUAACCAGGACAAACACUGUCUGCUUCAGCUGGGCUUGAAUCAUGUGGAGAAUCUCCUGAAGCAGAGCAUCUAUCCCAUCAUCAUCUACAUCAAACCCAAAGACAAGAAGGGCCGCAAGUUCAGGAAGCUGUUGUCAGGGCACAGAGAGGAGGACCUGAUGGAGGCCUGUCAGAUGGAGGAGCUGCAGCUGGAGACUCUUCCUCUGAUGUUCAGUACGGUGGAGCCGAACACAUGGAGCUGCACAGACGAGCUGCUCGCCAUCAUACGCAGCACCAUUCUGAUCCAGCAGAGGGCCGUGGUGUGGCUGGAGCAGGAGCGCGUCCAGUAGAGCCGCAUCGUUUCACACUUACUGUUGUUUAGGCUUGGUUAUGGGGCGAAUGGUUAAUGAUGGUUAUAUAGUGGUUAUCAUUACAGACCACCUAGUUAUGCCUCAAAGCAGGGUUUCUGUGGGUCUUUAAAGAGCUAAUUUCCACAAAUGAAAGCCUAGAAAGGUCUUAAAUCAGAGCUGGAAGUCUUAUGCCUGGUUUCACUGACAGGGCUUAGAUUAAGGCAGGAUUAGGCCUUAGUAGUGACGUUAUGUUCUGUGCCGACGCUUCGAAGCAUGUCGAGAAAUCCCGGAAGCUUUCAGUGAAGCACAUAUCGAGGCUUGUAUCGUUUUAGACCAAUGACGUCAUUGAUGACAUCAUCGCUUUAUACCAAUGAUGUCAUUGAUGACAUCCGAAGCCUCGCUUCUGCCAGACUGGUUCAGGAAGCGGUUUGAAUCUUGGUGCGACAUUUUGACAGAUAUAUAAACCCAUGGGAUUCUUUCAAAAUGUGUGGUUUUAGAAUAAUAAUAUCGCCCCUCCUGCCUAUUAUGACCAAAUAAUAUAUUUACACACAUUAUUCAUAUAAAUAGAUUAGUCUAUGUGGAAAUUGAUUUUUCUUCACCGUUAUUUCUAAGCCUUAACUGGUGCAAAAUACAUUGUAUCAGAUCACAUCAGGUCAUCUGUAAUGUAUCUGCUUGUUUUACACUCUUUGACCACCAGGUGGUAUUGUGAGCAAAUGAAGCCUUGAGAAAUGAACCCUUUUGUGAACCACUUGGCUGAAAAGCUUCAAUGCUUCACGAGGCUUCUUCUCGCUAUCACUAGACCUUAGCAGUGUUGUGCAUGAACGCGUUCAAUGAACGACGUUCACUGAACGCGUUCAUAUUUUCGCCGAACGCUGAACUGAACGAGUCACUUUUCAUUCAAUGAACGUGAACGAGAGCGGCGCUCACUCUGGCAGGAAUGAGCAGCAUGCGCAGUUCACGUUCACGCUCAUUUGAAAACUCAGGUUUUACGACACGACUGUUUACAGCAAACACCUUGAUGGUGCAGCAUCAUGACUAGUGCUAGUACUAGUUAACGUGAUUCAAACUUAGCUACAGCUGAAGCCAGUUUUGAAGAGCACUUAGCAGAGUUUUAUGUACAAACAAAGGAAGACUCAGACGGAAAAAACCUCACGUUUUUGUGCAAAC